GCUUGAGCUUGGAUGAAAUUAUGCGAUCAAGGUAUGGGAACAGACGAACUUGUGCACUCACACACACGCCACUCAUGCCCACCCACAUCAUGGAUGCAUUUUUGGUACCUGUCGCGGUCUCCCUGCCCACUGCUCCAGUCUGCCUGCCAGGAAUCGGCAGCCCACAUCAUCCCAUACACACGCUGCUACCUUCAUCCCUUCAAACCUCUCUACACACUGACUGGACAAAUAUCCGUCGGUUGGCACCAACAGACCACAGGCAGGCAUAUUCCAGUUGACAUGAAUAAAGAGAGAGAGAAAGAGAGACACGUGCCCUUUGCUUUUUCAGUGGCGCCUGUCGUCCGCCGACACCAUGGGCGACAAGGGCGGCGAGCUGGGCGUGUGCACCUGCUCCUCUUCCCUCAGCUCACACGCUGCCGGGGAAUCGUCAUCCCCAUCCUGCUGCUCCUGCUGGUGCUGGUGGUGGUGCUGCUGCUGUUGGCCAGAAUGGGUGCUGCUGCUAUUCCGGCCUGUCUUACUUGAUGACUGGCUGGAAGGGGGGAGGCGGUCCUCAGAUGAUGCCGACUGCGGUGGUGAGGUGUGCUGGUUGGACAGAGGGGUGAUAUCGUGUGGGGAGGAGUCGAGGAGGAAGGGGUGCUGCAGCGCCUCGGCUGCCGUCAUCCUGUAGAUGUUGUCCUUGACCAAAAGGCGCCGGACCAAGUCGGCAGCCAGUGGAGACACCUGCUGCACAGACAAAACAAAACAAAACAAAACAAAACAAGACUUAGAAUGGCCGCUGAGACGCGGGUUUAUCUCACUCUUGUGGUGUAGGGCGGCUCCUCUGUCAUGAUUUUCUGCAGGACUGUCGUCUCAUCGCCUCCAUCGAAAGGCAUGGUCCCAUAAAGGAUGCUGUAGGCGAUCACACCAGCCUGACGUAAUGACACACAAACGCUGCGACCUCUCUCUUUCUGUGUCUCUCUCUCUCUCUCUCUCACUCUCCCCCCAAGGCAUGAAAUGAGUGCCUCACCGCCCAGACGUCGGCCGAUGGGUCGAUCUUUCGAUAGACAGACUCUGGGGCGAAGUAGUGCAGCGACCCGCGGGCCUUGGCCUUCUUGUCAUGCGAGUCAGCACCUGAUGGCACCUCAUCGACGUGUGUGGCAAAACCUGCAUGGCCACACAUACAGUGUUGAAUGGUAGUAAGACAUGGUAGAGAGGCAGCUCACGGACCAAAAUCGAUGAUGCGCAGCAAAGAAUCUUCAAAAACGUCAUUGUCGAGCUUCAGUUUGCGACUGAACAUCACGUUCUCCAUCUUCAAAUCCCUGUGGAUCCACCCAAGGCCAUGGAGAUAAGCCAGCCCCUCCAGCACUUGUCUGAUAAGCUUCCUGGCAAUACUCUCGGGCACCGCGCCAUUGUCAUAUCGCAGCGAGUACUCUAAUAGGUCCCCGCCGGUGCACAAGUCGAUGACGAGCACGUACAUCGGGUCUCCCGUGUAGAAGUCGUGGCGUUGAAUGAUGUUCUUGUGCUGGUAUUUCUUGAGGCAUUCGGCCUCAUUCAAUGCCGACCAGCUCUCGCCCUCAUCGGUGUCCGGGGGCUGCUCUCGCGCCGUCUGGUCCUUCCUCUGCCGCCUGAACUUCUUCUGCCGAUAAGUCGCGUCCGUCUGGUUGGUCCUCCUCGUGAUCUUCGCCGCCCUCUUCUCGCCUGACUGCUUAUGCUGCACCAUGAUCACCUUGCCGUAUGCACCUGCAGAACGAGAAAGACACAAUAGGCAUCAACAGUGUCUGAUCCAUCGCCCGUUGCACCACACAGUGUCACUCCGGCUGACCUUCGCCGAGCUCCUGUCCGAUCUCAUAGUCUUGCAGGAAGGCCGGGGGGAAGACUUCGAGCCCCGCCUUCGAGCCCUUACCGCCCAUCGCUGAGAGAAAAU
Messenger RNA from Vitrella brassicaformis, 1903 nucleotides. NCBI's taxonomy places the organism in Eukaryota, Vitrellaceae. The record is from the annotation of a GenBank genome assembly.